Molecule: messenger RNA, 858 nt
Organism: Sinocyclocheilus anshuiensis
Lineage: Eukaryota; Metazoa; Chordata; Actinopteri; Cypriniformes; Cyprinidae
Product: protein diaphanous homolog 3-like
Exons: 5
Coding region: 379-858 (159 amino acids)
Biological process (GO): actin filament polymerization; actin cytoskeleton organization
Cellular component (GO): actin filament
Molecular function (GO): small GTPase binding; actin binding
Source: RefSeq, a predicted model, not a curated record
AGGCGGGAGUUUCAGAUUGUUGGACAUUCGUGAUAACAUACCAUUUCAGCUCUCCUCUUUUACUAACCUGGACAACCUAUCAACUUUUGGAAAUCGUCUAUUUUGUCGCACCGGAGUGUAUUUUAAACAUUUUCGUCAGUCUAGGGGUUUGAAAAGGUGUGUUAGUGAGAUCUAAAGAACUGGCACUUGGAUUACCGCCUUAUUAGACAACAACUACUGUCAACUCUCAACCAGCACGUCUCGUGCAUGUUCGCUCGCGAACGUCAACUUAAUCCGAGCGCGUCUCAGUCAACGGUCACCUUUAGGGAUAACAUGAGCCUUUAGAUCCGCGUUAAACCCGGAAACGUUGUAGAAAUAGUUUUAUAUCUUCACCUGGACAUGGAUCACUACCGCCAUCAGCGAUAUGAAAGCUCGAAUCAAGGGAGGGAGAAUAAAAUACAUCGAAAGAAAGGAUUUGGAGUCGGAGUAUUAUCUCAGGGCAGUUCAGGCGCUGAGGACGGAGAAAAGAAACCUAAAUUUCACUUAAACAUCAGAACAUUUACUGAUGAUGUGCUGGACAGAUUUUCCAGUAUCCGGAUCCCUGGCAGUAAAAAGGAACGGCCACCCCUCUCCCACAUGUCAAAGCAUUCCUCUUCUGGUGACUGGUCCACUUCCUCUGAAUUUGAGGAGCUUUCUUCAAAGAUUACAUCAGAGAAGGAAAUCCUUGCCCUCUUUGAGAAAAUGAUGGAGGAUAUGAAUCUUAAUGAAGAGAAGAAAGCGCCUCUCAGAGAGAAGGACCUGAGCACAAAAAGGGAGAUGGUCCUUCAGUACAUCAUCACAGCUGCAAAAACUCCCCGAUGUGUUGGCGAGACAGACUGA